AUGGCCUCGGUCAAGGUGAUAGUGAGGGUCCGGCCCAUGAAUCGCAGGGAAAAGGACUUGGAAGCCAGAUUCAUUAUUCAAAUGGAGAAAAGCAAAAUGACCAUCACAAACCUAAAGAUACCAGGAGGGACUGGGGACUCAGGAAGAGAACGGACUAAGACCUUCACCUACGACUUUUCUUUUUAUUCUGCUGAUACAGAAAGUCCAGAUUAUGUUUCUCAAGAAAUGGUUUUCAAAACCCUUGGCACAGAUAUCGUGAAGUCUGCAUUCGAAGGUUAUAAUGCUUGUGUUUUUGCAUACGGGCAGACAGGAUCAGGAAAGUCAUACACUAUGAUGGGAGACUCUGGCGAUUCUGGCUUAAUACCCCGGAUCUGCGAAGGGCUCUUCAGUCAGAUAAACGAAACCACCAGAUGGGAUGAGGCAUCUUUUCGAACUGAACUCAGCUACUUAGAAAUUUAUAAUGAACAUUCCUACCGCUUCGGACUCCCGAGGACCUUUUGGGCCCCCACGUUAAUGAGCCACCUGGCGAGUCUGAUGUGGCCGCCAGCGAGGCGCCGCUCGCGUCCCUCCCCACGUUUGCGUCCGGCCCGGUGGGAAGGACGAGGUGCUCCGAAUGACAGCUGGCAGAAGGAGCUCCCCUACAUGAAGCGGCUUCCCCGAUGCUUCCCGGACACCCCUACCUGGGUGGCGGCGGCGGCCGCAGCCACCAACCUGGAGAGUGGUGGAGUUUGCAGCCCGGCCCUCCUGCCCCGAGGGAGGCGGAGGAGUUCCGUGAUCUCCUGGACCUGGACCUCAUCCUCUCCAGCUCGCUGUCCCAUCAGGAGCCCGUGA
Messenger RNA from Rangifer tarandus platyrhynchus (Svalbard reindeer), 831 nucleotides. NCBI's taxonomy places the organism in Eukaryota, Metazoa, Chordata, Mammalia, Artiodactyla, Cervidae. The record is from the annotation of a GenBank genome assembly.